Messenger RNA from Myxocyprinus asiaticus (Chinese sucker), 2442 nucleotides. RefSeq names its product adhesion G protein-coupled receptor E3-like. Lineage: Eukaryota; Metazoa; Chordata; Actinopteri; Cypriniformes; Catostomidae. The transcript is spliced from 14 exons. Gene Ontology annotation, biological process: cell surface receptor signaling pathway; adenylate cyclase-activating G protein-coupled receptor signaling pathway. The record is from RefSeq and is a predicted model, not a curated record. Gene Ontology annotation, molecular function: G protein-coupled receptor activity. The coding region runs from base 88 to 2001 and encodes 637 amino acids. Gene Ontology annotation, cellular component: membrane.
GUUCAGUUAACGAUCCGGCAUCACAACUGUUGACACUGGACAUUGUAUUCUCUUUUGAGGAUUGUCAAUGCAAAGACCUAUCAGAUCAUGAUGAAUACCAUCCUUCCGUUGACAACGCUGCAGCUUAUAAUAAUCACUAGUGAUCAAGUGAUCCAAAGAUCUCAAGGAAAUUACUGGUACUGCUCCCCUCUGGUGAACACAAGCUACUGCGCAAAUUCUUCCAUGCAUGUAGACUGUUACAGGCAGAAUAAAUCUUGCAAGGCCUUUUCCUGCUACGACCAGAGUGAUGGCUGCACCUGUAGUGUUGGUUCCUACAGCAUUAGCAACAGCUCCUACUAUGAAGUUCCUCCAGAUCUUUGUACCUGCAAGAGAGCUAGCCAAAUUUGCAGCUGCCUGAAUGAUGUGAAAUCUGAUGGAUCAGGGGAGCUCACUCUAGGGGAUAUUGUUGGUAUUGUUGACCUAAUUGCAAAUAACACAGCUCAAAUGACUCCCGACAUGGCGGAAAGCUAUUUGAAGAAGAUUGAUUCUGUUCAGGGGACGCUUUCUCAGAUUUCCAGUGGGAACGAUAAAGAAACAUUGGUGUUUUCUGGAAACACUUUACUGAAAGCCUAUGACAACUUGGUGUCUGUACUGGUGGUGCCAACAAAUAUUUACACCUAUGCAAAUAUUAGUCUCAACAAUACAGAAGUCAGAGUUCUUGUGGUUGGACCAAAAGUGAGUGUAGGACAAAUCCCUUUGAUUAUUACAGAAAACGCUAAUAUGGAAAUGGAUCUUUAUGAGAUUGCAAAUAACAACAACAAUAACGGCUCCGCUGCUGUGGCUUUCAUGAGCUACACCACAAUGGAGAACGUGCUGAGACCUGACUUCUUCAACACAUCAGAUGACACAGUUAAAACCAUGAUGUCCACUGUGAUCUCAGCUACUCUUCCCAAAACUGACAACAGAGCACUCACCAAACCAGUCAACUUCACCUUAAAACACAUCAGAGACUUUGAUUCCAGCAGUAAACUUUCAUGUGUGUACUGGAAUAUCAGCGAAUGGAUUGUAGAUGGUUGUUCUGUUGUAAAGACCAACAGCAGCCACACUGUGUGUUCCUGUGAUCAUCUGUCAACAUUCGCUCUCAUCAUGCAAACCAGCAGCCCACCAGAGGAUGAUGCACUGAUGGAAAUAUUGAAUUUGGUGGCUGUGAUCGUGGGGCUGGUGUUCCUCACUUUGGCCCUGUUGACUUUUGCUUUUUGUCAGUGGAGUCCUGGAGUGAACAAUGUGGCUCGAAUCAACAUCUGCUUGAGUCUGCUGUUGGCUCACCUUCUGUUUUUACUCACACAACAGUUCCUGAACUACAUACACCCUAACCAGGUGAUGUGUACAGUGAUAUCAGGCGUUCUGCACUUCUUCUUUCUCUCCUCCUUUGUGUGGAUGCUCAUUGAAGGUGUGCUGCUUUUCAUCUGUGUGAAGAACCUAUCACAGAUCAGCUCCAAACAGAGGGAGGUGCUUAGCAGCGGAUUCAUGAUGGUGAUUGGAUAUGUGAUUGCUUUUGUUGUGGUGGGCGUGUCUGCCGGACUGGUUCCUGAAGGCUAUGGCAGUGAAAAAUGUUGGAUUAAAAUAGAUGAGAGAGGUUUAAUCUGGAGUUUUCUGGGACCUGUUUGUACCAUACUAGCAUUAAAUAUGAUUCUCUUCAUCAACAUUAUCGUCAGUCUGAACUCAACUCUCACAAAACUGAACGCUGCAGUUUCACAGAUGAAACAAACCAAGAUUAUGGUAUUUAAAACACUGGCCCAGUUUGUGGUUCUCGGUUGCCCCUGGAUUCUGGGUUUCUUCAUUAAGGGCAAUAGAGUGCUGCAUAUUCUCUUCUUGAUCUUGAACUCUCAGCAAGGGACCUUCAUCUUCCUGAUCCACUGUGUCCUCAAUGAUGAGGUCAGACAGCAGUACGUGAAGUGUUUCAGAGCUCUUUCCCCCGGUAUCAAACACAGCACCAACAAAAGUGUGCCCAAAAAACACUGAGGACUACAGCAUCCAUGUUCAGAAAAUAUGAAGCACUGCUGAAUUUAUAUUAUUAUAAAAUUGAUUUGAUGCUUACAGUAAAACACACAAUAGAAUUAUAGUCUCAGCUGUCCAUACUUUUAAUGUAAAGCUAAUCAACUCUCUCGUUUUUUAAGCACACAUGAUCUCCUGAUUAGCAUGUUGUAGUUGUUUUACUUGAAUAUUUUUGAUUACUUCAAUUAAUACUAGAAAUACAAAAUAAAGUUCCUUGUACAUAUUUCAAGAGGAAAGAGUAAAUGGUUUAACAAGUGUCUGAAAUCAUAGUUGCAAACAAAACACAAAUAAAAUAUAAAAAUAUAUCAACCUGAAAUAUAUUUAUAAAGCUCCCACUUAAUAACAGUUUCCUUUGUAAUGACUGUUUUAUAUUCAUUAAAAUAUUUAAAUGUCUCAUAAGAACAUGUA